Fundulus heteroclitus (mummichog) is the source of this 9180-nucleotide messenger RNA. Its product is annotated as spectrin beta chain, non-erythrocytic 1. The record is from RefSeq and is a predicted model, not a curated record. NCBI's taxonomy places the organism in Eukaryota, Metazoa, Chordata, Actinopteri, Cyprinodontiformes, Fundulidae. Gene Ontology annotation, biological process: muscle cell development; actin cytoskeleton organization. Gene Ontology annotation, cellular component: cell junction; cell projection; Z disc. The coding region runs from base 108 to 7229 and encodes 2373 amino acids. The transcript has 34 exons. Gene Ontology annotation, molecular function: phospholipid binding; actin filament binding.
UCUGUUUCGGCUUCCUCGCAGCCGAGCAGAGGCCGGACAGCUGUUUCAGGAGAGAGUCCGAGAAGGGAUCCUGUUUUGGACACGAGUGAGUUUGAUUUUCCGCCGGGAUGUCGGAGAGCAUCGUGAGGAAGGUGCAGCCCUUCACCAUCGGGACCAGGCUUUCCGUUCCUUCUGUGACCAAAUGCCAGGAGUUGCCCCCGAGUUGUCUGCCCGGCGAGGCUCUGGAUAAUUGUGUUUUACAGCACAACUUGAACUCGCUCUACCUCAGCAGGUCCCAGGUCCGUGCACAUGGCUCCCAUCUUGUGUUGCCGAUCGUUGACCAGGCAGCCCCCAUGAAACUCAACCCGGAGCACGUGGCGGCGGAGGACCACCUGAACCAGAACGUCGCCUCUCCCUCCGCCGUCUCCAGAUCCAUUAAGAAGAUCACGAUAUCUGCGAGCAAAGAACAAUCGGACACCAAGACGGGUCUGGGACCGGCCACAGGCUCCUCGUCUGGAAACAACAACAACAAUAACAACAUCAGCAGCAGCAGCAGCAGCAGCACUCUAGAUCAACAUCUGCCAAGGAUUGUGGGAGUGAGCUGUGAAAACAAGCCCCACUCUCAGUUUAAGGUUUUACUCAGCAAAGAGGGCAGUGAUGAACUUCAGCCUGCGCAGGGACAAGCUUGGACAAAAUUAAACAGAAAGAAAUCAAUCGAGAUUUCAGCACCUGACGUGCAGAAAAAAGAGGUUCUGAGGAGAGAAUGCCAUCAGCAGGAUGAAGCGCUGGCAGCUGCUAAAGCUCACACUGAACGCUUCACUCAGCAAAACUCUCUCUUCAACAAAGAAGCACUGCAGGCAGAAGCUUGGAUCCAAAGCAAACUCCAGGACCUGAAAGAUGGAUGUAAUGUUCAGUACUGCCCCCUGCAGGACUGGGAGGAAGCCUCGCAGACUCUUCAGAGAGACCUCAAAGAUUUUGAGAACACCCUGAUUCAGCUCAACCAGCUGGGCGAGCAGUUGAUCUGCAAGCUGAACCCGACGUCUGAGCUGGUGAAGAAGCAGCUCAGCCACCUCCUGGAUCAGUGGCAAAACCUGAAGCAGAUGGCCGCAAAUCAGACGCGUGCUCUAGGUGGAGCCAGGAGCCUGCAGGAAUUCAACCAGAAGGUGGACAAGCUGGAAGCUUGGAUUAAGGAGAAGAAGGAAGAGGAGCAGUCUUUGCUGAGUGUCCUGGGAGGAAAUGUUGACAAAAUGCAGCUCACCAGGAGGAUCCUUGAUCUCAAACAGGAUGAGCAGCUCCACCGGAACCUGCACGAGGAGAUCAACAACCUGGCCCUGAAGCUGGAGAAAGUCGGGAAGGCGGAUGGCAAAAACAUCACCGUCAGGAAGAAGCACAUCAACAAAAUGUGGCUGAAGGUCCAGUCCUAUCUGAAGAACUGCCACGAACAUCUUCAGGUGGCGCUGGAGAUGUCCUCUUUUUACCAGCAGGCUGAUAACACCUUGGAUGCCAUAAACAACAUGAGGAGAAGCGUGCUCGCCUCCAAGGAGCUGGACGGCUUUGGUGACAGAGAGGUGCGCGACAUCGCCAGCCAAGUCAUGAUGCUGGACGUGAGCGUCUCACAGCUGCCCGCCCUCCACCCCGCCGUGGCGGCCAGCGUCACAAAGAAGCAGGCUGAGGUGAAAGACUGCUGGGCGCUCCUCCAGAGGGAGCUGAGGAGCGACAGGACGGCACACUCCCCCGGCGGUUCCACUUUCACCAGGGAAGACGGCGACCUCCCGACCCCGGCCCGAGAGGCCCGAUGCAUCACGGGAGCCGAGACACACGGGAUGAUGGGAAAAGAGGUGAAAGAGGAGCAGAACCGGCUGAAAGGCUGCAGAAGUAUUACUGACUGCAACAGCGGUGGCCAAACUCAGAGCAAGCAACGAGAGGAACACCAAUCAGUGAACCACAGUUCUUCACCAGAGGGAGAUGACUCACUCGGCAUAAACGAAGCCAUCAGCAGACAUGAGCUGAAGGGGGAAAGAAAGCCGAGAGCCGAGCCCGGGCUUCCUGCCGGCCAUCGUGGCCACCCACAGCUUCACCUACAGCUCCAGAAGUUCACGUUGUCUGCAGACAAGACGUUGUCCUGGCUGAAAGACAACGUUUCCAUGGCAACACAGGUGUGUUUGAUGGCAAGCUCCGAGGGGCUGGAGGCAGCCAGAAAAUGUCAGCAGACCCUUGAACAAGAAAUCCUCAACAACAGAGCCAGGAUAGAGGUGGUCAAAAGGGAGGGUCACGGGCUGGUCCGUGCACAGCACCCAGGCAGCGCAAAGAUUGAGGAGUUCCUCAGCCAGCUGGAGGUCCUGUGGGAAGAACUGAGGAGGAGGCACCAGAGGAAUGCUGUGUUUCUGCAGGCCUCCGAGAAGCUGGGCUUUAGAGUGGUGAAAGUGCUGCAGGCCCUGGGCAGCCUGGAGGCUUGGCUGGAGUCCGUGGAGCUUUCCAUGAAGGCGUCUGCGUUAGCCGGUGACCCUGAGACCAUGAGCAGGGCCGAGAGGGAGAGCUGUCUGCUCGAGAAAGAGGUGGCAGCACGCGGUCUGGAGCUCAGCGUCCUGAGGCAGGAGGUGGAGCGACUUCACGGCCACAGUCACCCCCACACGAGGGGAUUGGCGGCACGCAUGGAGGCGUUGGAGAGAAAGUAUCACUGUGUGCUGAGUGCCCUGACCCAGCAGAGCUCAGAGCUGCAGGACACGCGCAUGCUGACUGAGUUUCUGGAGCAUCUGGAGCUGGAGGAGAGCCAGGAGCUCGCUGGGCGACAAUAUAAUCUCGACCAGCCUCUCUGUAGUGACUUUUCCUCAGUCCCGUUGCUUGGACUCCAAAGCGGUGGAGUGGGAGAGCCCCUGAUAGAAACUAUGGGGGACCCUGUGGAAGAACUGCGAGAGGCUGUGGAGAUGCUGAACGACACGGUGAGGGAAAGAGGGCGAUCACAAAGCCACGAUCACGCCAUCCAGGAACUGCUGAGCAAGCAUGCCCGCCUUGCAGUGCGUGUGGAGGAGUGCUUGUGCAGCAGCAAGGAGCUGAGCCUGGACAUCCUGGAGAAGGAGACGGACAUGGCCGUGCAAUGCGAGCCGGAGCACUGCGGCUUCGAGCCUCUGCGGGACAGAGUGAGCCACCUGGAGGCCGACUGUGAAAUCAUCCGGGAGGAGGUGAAGGAGAUGGAGAACCAGGCUUCUUGUCUGAGGGAGCUGUGUCUGGAGAAGGCGCACGUGUUCGACCUGAAAGUCCAGUCGAUGCUGCGGGCCUGGAGCGAGCUGGGGAGGAGCGUGACGGAGAACAGAUCCCGUCUGCAGGAGUUCGUGGCGCUCCAGGGCUUCUUCAGGAGCUACCUCGCCCUGAUCUCAUGGACCGAAGACACCAGGUCGUGCAUUUUCUCAGACGCCGCCCUGCACCCCCGGAGAGAAGGCCAGCGGCCGCUGGACGUCCAGAUAGAACAAAGGUUUAACGAGUUCGACGAGCUGGCGUCCACGGCCAAGACCCUUUUAGACAGAGAACACCACCUCACCCAGAUGGUGAAAGAACGCAUGGAGGAACUGAGGAGCAUGCUCGGGUGGAUCUCGGUGCACUGGAGAGCCCAGAAGCAGCAGCGGCUUCGCAAACAGAACAGAGAGGAACCCUCGCGUGAUAACAUUUACUCAGAGGCCACGAUGUGGAGCUCGUUUAAAGAGAGUUCGGUUCCCGAGCUGGAGGCCCUCCACCAGUCCCACGCCGUCAAGACCUCCGAGGACGCAGCAAAGGCAGCUGACUGGAACGAAGAGAGCGGGGGCGAGCAGUCCGACGACGGCUACGAAAUCAUGAACAGGAUCGGCCCGCGCGGCGACUCUCCCACACCCAACGUUACGGCGGGGAAGGAGAGCCGCAGCCCACCUGCGGGGGGCGCCGUGAACCUCAUCCUUAGCUUUGGGAACGCGGGGGACAGCCAGGUGCAGGUGCUGGACCUGCCCGGUGGGCCCGAUGAGACGCCACUGGAGACCUCUGAGCCUGUUCACAGGCUCGCCGCGCCUCAGCCGUCUGCCUGUAAAACCUUUUGGAGGCGCUGCCAGGGGAUUUUGGAAAACACUUUUGGUAGUUUAAAGCGAAAGAGAAAGAUUUAUCGGCAGAGCGCCGAUGAGGUAAGUACCUACCUGCAUGUUAAGGAUAACAACCCGGCCGUGGCCCCGGUGUACGAGAGCAUCACCCUUCCCCGCCUAAAGAGCCGUUCUGCAGCCUCAGACUCCCCUACGCUGUGGCCGUCCUCCUCCUCCUCCUGCGCCUCGCGGUCUUCCUCCGGCUCUGAGCCGCAGGCGGCCAACGUCAGCUUCCACCCUUCGACGGGAAGCUGCAGCAGCAGCAGCUCCAUCUUCUGCAGCCUCAAACGGAUGAGCAAGAAGAGGAAACGGAAGCGGGGCGAGCGCCGCCACACGAUACAGAGGAUCAUGGGAGUGGAGGAGCAGACCGGCGGCGUGCACCGCUGUGACUCUGACAUGCUCACGCAUUGCACUCAAACGUGGCCGCUGAAGGAGGGUCAGAGGAGGAAGAGGUUACAGAAGGGCGGGAACGUUGCAGACGCGUUGGCCUACAUGAAAAAUCCUCUGCUGAGAGACAUCGAUUCGGAGUGCGCGGGAGAAAACAGCAUCACUCCGUACGCCGUGUCGUCAGGACCGACCCGCUCUCCCUCAGGAGGUGCGGGGGGAAACCACUGCAGAGUCCUCCGUUUGGGCUCCGUGCUGAGCUUCGACCUGCCGAAGGACAUGACGCUCAUCCCCAGCAUCCAGGACAUCAUCACCAUCGCCCCUCCGGAGUCUAGAAAAGCCGGCGGCACCGACGCCGACCCUCUCUCUCAGAGAAACCCGGUUCUGAGCUCCUUCAGACAGACCCACGUCCUGUCGGCCUUCCCAGGAAGCUCGGCUGAAAUCAGCUCCCCUGAAACGCAGCGGUCAGCGGCUGGCGACCCGCCGGAGCAGGAGACGAGUUCACAAACACCUUCCUUGGAGGAACCUCUGACGGCACCGCGUGAUGACAGCGCUCAAAUACGAACCAGUCACCAUGAGAGGGCAGAGGACAGGGACCAAAGCCCAUCAGAAAUUAAAUCCACAAUAAAUGAAGUAAACAGGCCCUUAAAGCUGCCUAUUUACAUGAACCAAGUCCAUAACUGCGCCUCAGUCCCUCAUAAGCACGACUGCCUCAGUGUCCAUACGCUCAUUCGGGACCUGAACGGACACCAGUACCACAGGUGCACCGGAUCCCAGGGAGAGCGUGAAAGAGGCCCUCGGCUGAAGUCGAGCCAAGCUCCUCGCGUGAGAGUGAACCUGAAGUCGACGAUGAGCGUCAGCGUUCGACAGGACUCCGCAGACUCUGGCAUCUCCGCCUCCAGCGGCUUCAGGCUCCGCACCGACGCUCCGUGUCCGGCUCAGCCGCGGCCCAAAGGGGUGGUGGGAAAGCUCGUUUCCCUCGAGGUGGAGGGCAUAGACCCGGCUACGACGCGACAAAACCCGGCAGCAUCCUCCGGUCCGUCGCCAGGCCCUGCGGGUACGAACGCCGACCCGGUCCACGUCGACCACCAGCAGUUCGAAGAGGAAGAAGAAGAACUGGAGGACAUCUGGAAUCGGACCACAAACUACAGGCAGAGCAUCUGCUCGGACAUAAUGUACCAGCCCAACCAGGAGCUCCUCACGGACCCGACCGGAGAGCCGCUCUCCAGCUCACCUCCUGCCGCAAACCCGCCUCCUCUCUACAGAAACCUGGUCACCGCCUCAGCACCAAACCUCCUCGUAGCCGAGUUCAAACUCCCCUCCCACGUCCAGGGCGGCCCGGGUCACGACAAGCUGCAGCGCUCCAGAGAUCACCUCCCUCCUCUGGCCACGGGGGACAGGAGGUCCUGGGCAGCUUUCCCCAACAGGGAAGCAGCCGGCAAGACGGCGGUGGCGGUGAACGAGACGGCGUCCGAUCCGGUGAAGCUUCCAGACGUCGGCGACAAUCCGAGAUACGUUUACCAAUACAGGGAGGAGGAGGAGGAAGAGGACGGGGAGGGGGAGGGGGAGCAAGAGGAGGCGAAGGUGGGGGAGGAGGUGGAGGAGCUACCCGGUUGCUCACAGAACCAGUCCCGGAGUCUACUUUCAGUCCACAUGGGUUUGAACGGAGCCUGCCAGCAAAGCCCUGAAGACCCGGCAAAGCCUCAGGAACGCGUGGCCACAGGAGGGCGCUGUUUCAUCCUAAGUGGAAAACCAGAGCUGCAGUCUAUGGAGGGAACCCUGGAGAGGAAGCACAAGCUGCAGCUGGGAGGAAAGAAAGCGGCCUCCAGAGGCUGGAGCUCCUACCACGCCGUCCUAUACAGACACACCUUGUGCUUCUUCCAGGACAGAAAGGAUACGCUGCGCAGCUCUGCGUGUGGCCUGCCGCUGAACCUCGGGGGAGCUGAGUGUUCGCCUGCCCCGGACUACACCAAAAAACCCAACUGCUUUCGGCUACGGCUCCGCGAUGGGUCUGAAUAUCUGUUUAAUACCGCCUCACGCUUUAUGAUGAAGAAGUGGAUCAUGAAGAUACAAGCGAGCACAGGUGAAUGUCAAAGUGAGCUCGUGUUUUCACCAACAAAUGUUCCUGCUGAUCAAGCCUCUCCCAUCUCUUUAGGCCAAGAUCAAGCCGGCGGUCUCUGCCCCUCUCAGCACCAGGCCACCCACACAUUCCCCAGGUUGAAACGACAGAGCGGCAAUCAAACCAAAGAAAUUGUCGUGCUCACCAGAGAGCAGAGUCACACGCUCCAUGGCCAAAGAGGGGAUGACAAGUCAGCGGUCCCAUCAUUGAAUCCAGGCUGCUACGAUAAAGAUGAUGAUGAUGAUGAUGAUGAACGCAGCUUAACGCAGACAGUGACUCACAGACUUUCUUCAGACAACACUUCUCCAUCCUCCUCCAACUCCCCUGCAUCCAGCAGCCAGAGCUGGCUCAGCAGCAAGCAGCGCUCCCACUCUUUUACGUCUGCAACGUACCAGAAGAUUAAACCCACGCUGAACUCCCCAGGAGGAGGGGGAGUGGAAAAGGGAUCCAGCUACUGUGUGACUCUGGUAGUUGGGGGCAGUUCGACAGACAGCUCGUCAAUAAGAAGAAGCCUGGAGCCUGCGGUGCUGCCCUUCCCUUCACGGCAGCCAGACAUGUAUAAGGACUCUGCUCUGAAGAGCUACUCCAGCCUCCCGCGACCUCGCAACAAAUCUGUCUUCAAAAAGUUCUUUGGGAAAAAAGAGCCCUGAGCGUAUACAUGUUGUUGAUUUUUUACAGAUUGUUUCAAACGUGCAGUGCACAUGUAAAACAGAACCACGCUACUACUGACCGUAUUUAUGAGCAAAAACACUUAUAUGUGUGACCUGUUUGAGAUAAAUCACUUCAGAGCCCCCUUAAGCAUCCUCAUGAGUAACCUGUUUUGCAAGUGUCUCUUUUUUCACGUUUAUAGGUCAGAUAAAACUAACACAACUGUUAGCGUGCACUGUGUGCAUACGGUCAUCAUGGGUGUGAAUGUCAUAUUCAUUAAGAGUAUAAAGGACUUGUUUGAACAGUUUGCUGUUUCAAGGUGAAAUGCCAGCGCAGUUUUUAAAUUAAAUUUAGUUAAAAAUGAAGGAUUGGAUGCACAAAUUUGUAAAAUUGUGUGUAAUUGAUACAGAGUCAAAAAUACCCAAAGAACCAAGGAACACUGUACCGACUUUCUAUCAUGGAGGUGGUAGCAUCAUUCUAUGUGUCUGGUACCCUGUUGGUAGGAUAUUAAAGCAGGAAAGGACCUCCAAAUUCAUUAACCUCAAGCUUAUGAAUGCAUACAUACACCCCUAUCACUAUUUCGUUGAAUUUUCCUAUCAUACAUUCAUCACUGGUAUGUAUGUCAUAUUAUCUUUGGCUUUUAUUGUGUUUGGACUCUUUGUUCAGGGUGGAAUGAUCAUGCAUCAAAGACCUGAUUGUGUUGCUUUUCGGAUCGACACUUUCUCAAAAUCAAAUAUGCAUCCUCACUAAUAUUCUGCGAAAUGUUCCUCGCUAGGUUGCGGAGAAACAACACAAUGUGCGUCUAAUCUCCAUCUAAAUGAGUUGCUUUGGGUAGUAUCUGGCUUUCAUACAAAUUCCCACUUUUCUUUGCAGAGUUGAGGUUGCCACAUCAGCUAGGCCCUCCCAAAAGCUGAAAGUUAGCCUGAUUAUUUUUUUUUUCAAACCAAUUUUGAUAUAACUUGCCUUUAAAUAUGAGUUAAAAGUUAAAUAAUUUGUCGACAAUCAUUUGUCUUCAAUGUCCCCACCAGGUUGUGUAAUGCACCGGUACAAGUGGCAGUGAAACAAAGCCCCGCCACCAAGCUUGAGACUGGCACUAUUUUCUAAGGUCUGAAAGCUUCACCUUGACCUUUCCAAAUAUACUUGUCUUAGUAUAUAAGCUCAGUCUUUUCCUCAUCUGUCCAUAAAACUUUAUCAGAGGACGUUUGGAUUGGCUUGAAGGUGUCAAUUUUUCGAUCAUGUACUUCUUUAGUCAGCACCCUCUGAAUCCCUGAUGCCUAAAAAGGUGUCACUGUGGUCAGUAACCCCACCGUUGCAGUAUCUUCCAUUUUGGUGCUUCCAAAGUUCAUUUUUGACCAUUAAAAUAUUUAUUUUAUUUUGAAUUAACAGUUUGGGCCAGACAGAUUAGGCUCUGACAGAGUUGGGUCUCCCUAUUGGACAAUGAUCCAAAAGCCGCCUUAAUGUUUUCAGAAAAGUCUCAAAUUCAACCAUAUGUAUAACACUGGGCCUGUGUGGCUCAGAGCAAAUUCUCAAUAAUUUUAAGCUUCUUUAUCGAGUCUUACAACUGUUGGUGAUUAAAGUCAAUGACAUUCAUGCUCAUGAUGAGUGUAUGUAAACUUCUGCCUGUUACUACAUAUGUAGAUUUUGAUUGUUUUGGGUCAGCAGUUUUGUAUAUGUUAUUUUUCUGUUUUUGGAUCAGCCGUUCCCUAACGUUUUAUGACCAAGUAUUAACUAAAAGCUGAGCUCUCAGUGCCUUUGGCUGCAUUACAUUAAAACCGGUCCUCACCUAUGAACUCACAGUUUGAUACUGUUUGAUCUUGUAUGAUUUAACCGUUUUCUUUUUUCCACCUUCUGUGGCAAAGACUAAAUACAUGAUAAAAAAAAACCUUAAACGAGGUUUUUGCUUUUGCUGUGAUUAAACAUUCAAUUGUCAACACGACUGGUGGUUCAAAAAAA